Molecule: messenger RNA, 3293 nt
Organism: Apaloderma vittatum (bar-tailed trogon)
Lineage: Eukaryota; Metazoa; Chordata; Aves; Trogoniformes; Trogonidae
Gene: BUB1B
Product: BUB1 mitotic checkpoint serine/threonine kinase B
Exons: 23
Coding region: 1-3258 (1085 amino acids)
Biological process (GO): protein phosphorylation; meiotic sister chromatid cohesion, centromeric; mitotic spindle assembly checkpoint signaling
Molecular function (GO): ATP binding; protein kinase activity
Source: RefSeq, a predicted model, not a curated record
AUGUCGCAGGAGUGCAGCGAUGAGUGGGAGCUGAGCAAAGAGAACGUGCAGCCCCUCCGGCAGGGCCGCAUCAUGGCCACCUUGCAAGAGGCGCUGGCGCAGCAGGAGACUUCCACCCACACGGCCCUUCAGCUCAAAAAACAAGAGUUUGAAUCAGAAAUACGAUUUUACUCUGGAGAUGAUCCACUGGAUGUCUGGGACCGGUACAUCAAAUGGACAGAGCAAACUUUCCCCCAAGGCGGAAAGGAGAGUAAUCUCGCAGCAAUAUUAGAACGGGCAGUGAAAGCCCUCAACGAACAGCAGCGAUACUACCAAGAUCCUCGCUGUCUUAGUAUCUGGCUCAAGUUUGGAAACUAUUGUAACGAGCCCUUGGAUGUGUACAGUUACCUGCAUAGCCAGGAAAUUGGCACAACACUGGCACAGCUCUACAUUGCUUGGGCAGAAGUACUUGAGGCUAGAGGAAGCUUUAAGAAAGCAGAUCUGAUAUUCCAGGAAGGUCUUCAGCGCAAGGCUGAGCCGUUGGAGAAACUCCAGUCCCACCACAGGCAGUUUCAGACCCGUGUUUCUCGACAGACGCUUCUGGGGAUUGAGGAAAGUCCUGAUGAAAAUGAUGCGGGUCUUCUGGAAGCUGCAGAACCUCAGAGAAACACGUUGGCAGAUCUGAAAGGCAGGGGAAAGAAAAAAGUGAGAGCCCCAAUCAGUCGCGUAGGAGAUGCACUUAAAGCCACAAAUCGAAACAGAAGCUUCCAGCCUCUAGCUUCUCAGCAGCUUUCGAAUAAUCCAGGUUUUGCUGUGUUUGAUGAAAAUUCAGCUUCUGGACCUGAGAUUCCCAUACUUACACCGCAGCCAUGGACAGCACCUCCAGUUCCAAGGGCCAAGGAGAAUGAGCUAAGUGCAGGACCUUGGAAUUCUGGCAGGCGUCCUCGCAGCAGUGCAAAUUUUGGUACAGAAGUGCCCUGCCCACUGCCCAACUUCACCCCGUACGUAGAAGAGUCAGCUCAGCAACAAGUCAUGACUCCCUGCAAAAUUGAACCCAGCAUAAACCGUGUGUUAAGUGCUCGCAAACCUGAGAAAGAGGAGGACCCACUACAGCGAGUGCAAAAUCAUCAGCAGGACACUCAAGAAAAGAAAGAGGUGGUGAUGUACUGUAAAGAUAAAGUUUAUGCUGGUGUCGAAGAAUUUUCCUUGGAAGAGAUCCGAGCUGAAAUCUACAGAAAGAAAGCGAAAAAGAAAAGCGAAGAAGAGAUGGAGGCCAUAGCACAGAAGAAGGAAGAAAUACAAAGGAAAAUUGAGGAGCUGGAGGAGAAGUUAAAGAAGAAAGAUGACAAGCAGCAAGAACCACGUGAAAGGCCAGCAGAGACAACGGAAGCUGUGCCACCUUUGGGACUGCAAGGAUUUACUUUUUGCAGCGCCACAGAAGUUGGGGAGAAGCAGCCUCAGUUGCAAAGUGAAUUCCAGGUGUCUGAAGAUACUCGACUAAAUAAACCAUCUGUUUCUGAGGAUACGCAAAAGGCAAGCGUGUUUUUAGACUCUGAGGAAGAACAGGAGGAACAGAGAGAUGAGGCCGAUCUUGGAAAAAAAGGUACACGUCUCCUUCCCCCACAAGAUCCUGCUACACUUUUCUCCAUAUUUGAUGAAUCCUCUACUUUGGCAAAUCAGAACACAAGUUGCUCUGCAGAUCGUACACGGAAAAGUGCUCGACGCCCUCUUGCUGUUCGUAAACCUUCCGAUUCUCAAACUGCAAAGGAAAAUGUCCCACCAGAAGCUUGUGAUGAGCUGAAUGGAAUUGAACCUUUGACUGAAGAUGCGAUUGUGACAGGUUCCUACAAGAACAAAACCCUUUGUGCCAACCCAGAGGACACUUGUGACUUCGUCAGGGCUGCCCAUCUAGCCUCAACACCCUUUCAUGGGCUGGUAGCUCAGAGAGUCCCGGCUGCUUCGCAGGGUGACCUGAAGGAAGACUGCCCAGACUCCAAGGAUGCAGCGCCGCUCAAUCAGGAAACUCCGGUCUGCGGGGGAGCGUACAAUGAACCUCUUUGUGUCAAUAAACUAAGCCCGAUCAUGGAAGCAAGCCUGGAAGAUACUCGCUCGGCAGGUUCUUCAGUCUCCUCGGGAUCUUCUCUUUCCUCUGUUACGCAAAUAUCUACUAUUAAAGAGCUGCAUAUCCCUGAGAAACUGGAACUUGCUCAGAGCUUGCCUGCUGAAAAGGUUACUGAAUCUGGAGGUGAUGGCGUCAUGCAGUUUCCGUGGAGUGCUGAACAGCGUAAAAAGCUUUUGGAUCCUAUGCCGGAAUCCUUGACUGCUUCUCCAGAUUUUCAUUUGGAGGCUGGCUCUCUGCCUGUCAUGGUGUUGGAGAAAGAUGUGGAGCUGGGAAAUGAGGCUUACUGUAUCAAACGGGAGUACUGGACCAACGAAGAGUACAAGAUGUUUUUUGCCAUUCCAGCUAACUUUCCCCAGUUGGAUGCAAAGGGAUUUGCAAUGAAGGUGUAUUCUCAGCCUGUGCCUUGGGAUUAUUAUAUCACACUUCAGUUAGAGGAGCGUUUGAGCGCUGAUUUUGACCAAAGCUUCAGUGAGAGUUGCAGCUGUUACAUGUACCGAGAUGGCUGUGCUAUUCUGCACAGGGACAUCAACCGCUUCACGCUUGGGGAUAUUAUUCGUGGCUGUAAAUCCAUCACGGAGGAAGUUAUCCUGCUGAUUGUUUAUAAUCUUCUGGGUGUGGUAGAGAAGCUUCACAAAGCAGAGAUUGUCCAUGGAGAUCUGAGUCCAGAGGUGUUCUUUCUGGGAGACAGGAUCUGUGAUCCGUUCGCUAAUGACGAGAUGGCAAGAGCUCUGAAGAUAGUGGAUUUCUCUCACAGUCUAGACUUGAGAUUACAGUCUCAAGUAAGUUUGCCCAACAGCUUUCCCAUAUCUCAGACCCCUCAUGGAAAACAGCUUCUGGCAAAAAGUUCUCUUCCUUAUCAGGUAGAUUUGGUUGGUGUUGCAGACAUAGUCCAUCUGAUGCUGUUUGGGGAUCAUGUCCAGGUCUAUCAAGAGAAUUCCAUCUGGAAAAUCAGCCAAAACGUAUCAAAGACUGUUGACAGUGAUUUCUGGAGUAAACUUUUUGGGAGAAUUCUGAAUGCAGAUGGUAAGUCCACAGUGCCUCUGCUGGGAGAGUUAAGAGAGGAAAUAAGUGACAUGUUUGACAGCUCUUUCCACGAACGGCUCUGUGAAUCCUUAGCUGCACUGGGAGAAACCUUCCUCUCGGAGAACUUGCUGUGAUUUUGUAGAGGACAAAUACAUUUCUGUAUUAUAGA